Larimichthys crocea (large yellow croaker) is the source of this 2758-nucleotide messenger RNA. It is a transcript of the gene ykt6, whose product is annotated as YKT6 v-SNARE homolog (S. cerevisiae). Gene Ontology annotation, cellular component: Golgi apparatus. Gene Ontology annotation, molecular function: SNAP receptor activity. The record is from RefSeq and is a predicted model, not a curated record. Bases 305 to 901 code for a protein of 198 amino acids. NCBI's taxonomy places the organism in Eukaryota, Metazoa, Chordata, Actinopteri, Sciaenidae. Gene Ontology annotation, biological process: endoplasmic reticulum to Golgi vesicle-mediated transport. The transcript has 8 exons.
AACUUUCUGUCUUCAAACGGAACAACAGCGGCUGUGUUUGUUUCCACCGGAGCCUCUAUCCCGUUGGACUGUUUGAGGAUCGUGACGUGGUGAACUGCGCCUUGAAAAAACUACAAUUAGCGUCAAUAACAUCGCAAUUAAACCCGCCGGACGUCUGUCACGCACAUGUACGAGUCUUAGUUUGUGCGGGAUAAGAAGGUUUGUGCGGUGGUUUCUCCGGGAGUCGACAGUUUGCGCGAUUAUCAGGGCGGUGUGUGAGAGUGUUUGCUGUGACUGACUGAGCAGACCGGAGCGGAGCGGCAGCAUGAAGCUCUACAGCCUCAGCGUCAUCCACAAAGGAGCGACCAAAGCCAACCUGCUCAAGGCGGCCUACGACCUCUCCUCCUUCAGCUUCUUCCAGCGCUCCAGUAUUCAAGAGUUCAUGACCUUCACCAGUGCCUUGAUUGUUGAACGGACAUCCCAAGGAAGCCGUGCCUCUGUCAAAGAACAAGAGUACCUCUGCCAUGUGUAUGUAAGAAACGACAAUCUGAGUGCUGUGGUCAUUGCAGAUACCGAAUACCCACAGAGAGUCUGUUUCACAUUGCUAGACAAGGUAUUAGAGGAGUUCUCUAGACAAGUGGACAGUAUAGACUGGCCAUCUGGUAGUCCUGAAACCAUAACUUACAAAGCCCUGGAUAUUCACCUUUCUAAAUACCAGAACCCCAGAGAAGCAGAUGCAAUGACUAAAGUUCAGGCAGAACUGGAUGAGACAAAGAUCAUUUUGCACAACACCAUGGAAAGUCUGUUGGAGAGAGGAGAGAAACUGGAUGAUCUUGUGGCAAAGUCCGAGCACCUGGGAAACCAGUCCAAAGCCUUCUACAAGACUGCACGGAAACAGAACUCAUGCUGUGAAAUCAUGUGAUGUCGCUGCCUCGUCCUCUUGGACACGCCUCUCUCUGCCUUUCUGCUUUUCCUACAACUCCCAUCAUGCACCUGCCACCAGCUCUCGACACAAUGGACAGAACGGGCGCUGUCUAAACCGGGAUGGGACGCCAGGAUAAGAGCAAGAGAGGGUGGAUGGUGGCGGCCAGUUGAAGCAUAACCUUUUCCGGAUUGUGGCUGAUGGGGGCUGAAGGAGUGAUGGGGUUUGGUCGGGGGAAGUAACAUUUGAAUUAUUUUUAACCUUCUCAAAGGGUAAACAUCUGUGUGGUGUUUCAAUACCAGCUGAGGACAUAAUAGUGUGACGUGUAUUGGUGAUGUAUUGUUGAAUUGUCUUCAAACCAUUUAAUGUUACUCAGAUUCAAUCAAAUCUUAAUAGUUUGAUUUCAGAGAGUAUUAACCACAGAUGUGCUUCUGCUUCAAGGCAACUCUGACAAUCUCGCAGUCUUGUGAAUUCAUAAAAUACGUCACCAUUUCGGUUCACGUCUUGUUUUUCUUGCAGGCAUAACUUUAGUUGCCCACUAGGUGGCCCUCUUAAUUACUUUAUCACUUCAGUGAGCCUCAAUGUUGAAGUCAUUCUAAAAACUCUAAAGACAGCAAGUGGCUGCUUGGACAUGUGAUAUCAAAAUCUCACAGAAUUUUACGGUGAAUUUGAAAGAUUUUUCUUAGACUGGAUUAUCAGGCUGGUUACUUCUUUUGCUUUUCUUUGUCUCAUAGUGUUAAAUGAUAUCUUAAACAUUCCCGCUUUGGGUGAGUGAUGGUGGCAUCUUUAAAGCUAAUGAUAAGUGGGAGAAUAGAUGUAAAAUGUACAAAGAUGUAUCUUCAUAGACACAGCCUUAUUUGCAAUGUGACCCCUCCCUGUCCUAUUUAAACGUUCUCUUUCACUUUGUGUACUGCAGCUUUUCACACACGACACUUAAGCAGGUUUUUAAAGUUAAAAAAAAGAGAGCCCACUCGGGCCUCUGCAGUCUGGGGCUCGUCUGUACCUCUCAAACCUGGGAUCACUGACAUUUUACCAUCAUUUAUUGUGACUGAGGUGAUUACAGGAAUCCUCAGGUGCUGUUGCAUUCCCUGGCCUCAAGUCUCUCGUUAAAUGGGUGUAAUGUUUGAAGAGAACAAACGUAUGUUGAGUGAUUAUAAACUUAGUGAUCUCAGAUCCCAGUCUUAUUUUAAGACACUCCACGGCUGAUGUGUUUUUUUUUUUUUCUCACUGUCAGCAGUUUGCUUUGUAUUUAGGUCUGACUGGGUAGAUUUUUUUUUUUUCUCUCUCUCUUCAGGAACUGCUGAACAGUUUGAGAUAAAGAGAUGCCUUCGGUUGUGUUUCUCUGCUCGCUUUCCGCUGUAUGAGUGUAUGAUUUGCUGAUAUACAACAUCUGCAGGCUGCAUCGAUGUUGAGUGCCUGUGUGUGAGGAGUGUUUGUGUGUGUGUGGGAGAGCUGAAAUGCUCUCUCUGCUUUUACGGUGUAAACUUUGUGCAAUAUCUCUGCAGACUGUUGGCGUGUGUCUCUCUUUUAAAGUAGAGAGAAUGAAUUUAACUAUUUCUCCUGGAGCACAGUUAAUUGACUUUGUAUAUGCUAUUCUUAUGACUAAUUCCCAUGUGAAGCGUGUCCAGGGUUGUUUCUGACAUGUUUGUUUAAUUUGUUCUUUUUAAAAUCUCCAAAUUAAUGUGCUGAAUUUAAAACUCUUGUGAAAUCUAUGGAGUUAUGCUGUAUCUAUUCGCAGGUCAUGUCUCACUGACCAGUGUGUUAAACAGUCUGCAUUAAACAUUUUGAUCCGGGUGUGGUUUGCAAAUUUAAAACACAAACUUCAGAUAAUAAACUUCUGUUCUGUCUGUAUGAACA